AUGAAUUGUGUGAUGACUAUUAGCUCCCAAACUAGAACUGAACAAAACAAUAUAAAAGCUGUCAUAAUUUCUUCGUAUAAUAAACUAUACAGUGAAUUUUCUACAACAGAAUUAACCGAGGUUGGAAAUUACAAAAUCCUAGAACAAAUUGGGGAAGGCAGUUUUGGGAAAGUAUAUUUAGCAUUACAUAAACCUACACAUCAAAAGGUUGUGAUUAAAACCAGUUCUAAAAAUGAUCCGAAUAUAGUGCGAGAAGUCUUUUAUCAUAGACAAUUCACAUAUCCUCAUAUUACUAAAUUAUAUGAAAUUAUUGUGACAGAGACUAAAGUCUGGAUGGUUUUGGAAUAUUGCCCAAACAAGGAAUUAUAUGAUCAUUUAUUAAAAUUGAAAAGGAUACCCAAUGGUGAAUGUACUAAAUUAUUUACUCAAAUUGUGGGAGCAGUAUAUUAUGCACAUUCUUUAAAUUGUGUACAUAGGGAUCUUAAAUUAGAGAAUAUACUGUUAGAUAAGAAUGGAAAUGCAAAAUUGACAGAUUUUGGAUUUACUAGAGAAUCUAUUCAGAAGACUACUUUAGAAACAAUAUGUGGUACUACUGUCUAUAUGGCACCUGAAUUAACUGAAAGAAAAAAUUAUGAUGGAUUUAAGAUUGAUAUAUGGGCUUUGGGAGUUAUUUUAUAUACUAUGGUAUGUGGUGUUAUGCCAUUUGAUGAAGAUGAUGAGACAAAAACUAAAUGGAAAAUUAUUAAUGAGGAUCCAGUUUUUGAUGAUAAUCUAAUGAGUGUGAACUGUAAAGAUUUACUAAUGAAGUUAUUAUCUAAAGAUCCUGUACAAAGACCUAGUGUAAAAGAAAUAUUACUACAUGAUUUUCUUCAACCAUAUGGGGCAUUAAUACUAGAAAAAACUGACAAAAUAAUAUCCAAACAAAGGAAGGGUUCUAAUAAUUUUAAUACAAAAUUAGAAAAAAAGUUAUUGAAAAGGUUAAAGAGAUUAGGAUAUGACACUCAAGCAAUUAAACACUCUGUCUUUAAAAAGAAAUGUGAUUCGUUAUCUGGAUUAUGGUUUUUAUUACUAGCCAAAGAAAAAAACAUGAAAAACGUAGCUAUCCAAAGAGAAGCCGAUCAGUUUUGUCUGUUAAAAGAGUUCUAG
Molecule: messenger RNA, 1146 nt
Organism: Arxiozyma heterogenica
Lineage: Eukaryota; Fungi; Ascomycota; Saccharomycetes; Saccharomycetales; Saccharomycetaceae
Product: non-specific serine/threonine protein kinase
Exons: 1
Coding region: 1-1146 (381 amino acids)
Biological process (GO): protein phosphorylation; regulation of cytokinesis; mitotic spindle organization
Cellular component (GO): spindle midzone; chromosome passenger complex; spindle pole centrosome
Molecular function (GO): protein kinase activity; ATP binding
Source: RefSeq, a predicted model, not a curated record